AUGGCGGCAACCGAGCAUCAGGCCCAAGAGGAGCCUUGGUUUCUCAGGACGUCCUACCCCGUCCUCUUCCUCUUCCACGAAGCCUUGUUCAAGUCGCCGGCCGCCUUCGACAAGUAUCUCUCUGAUGAGCUGCGGGGUGAAUACGGGGUGCUGUCUCUCGAGUCCCUGGAAGUGGAAGACUCCAUGGACGGCAUCGCAUUCACCGGCGAAACCAAACCAUCAGCAACACCCGACGAAAACAAGGAGGACGGAGAGUUUUCGAAUCGAAUGUUGACGCAAAACGCAGAUGCUGCGUUCCGAUCUACACAGAAUGCGCUGGUCGACUUGUUCUUCGAGAUGGAGGAGGUCGUUUCCGGGGAGAGGUUGAAGGAGCUGCUCGACGCGGCGUGGGCGGUGCAUCCGCUCAUCACGUUGAAGAUGAUAUUCAAUGCUCGGUCGAUUCACCUGGGCAAGAGUUCGAAGCAUGUGUUUUACCGGGCGGCGGGGUGGUUGGCGGAGAAUCAUCCUCUCACACUGAUGGGCAACCUGCGCUGGCUCAGUCGGCCUGUUAUCGAGAAGAAGGUACGCAAGGAGGAGGAUGAAGGGUUUGUCAAGAUUGAGAAGCGGGAGGGGGAUGAGGACGCGGUGGAUCAGUUUGAUGUGCGGCAUGGCGUGUCACACGGGUAUUGGAAGGACUUGUUGAAUAUCCUGGUGCUGUGCAUGGAGAAGAAGCUGGAUGUGCUUGCAGAUCCGCGGGAUGUGUUGAAUGUGCGGGAACAGAUGCGGGAAGAGGAGGCGGUGCGGAGGGAACAGGCCAAGGUGGAAAGGCAUCGCGAACGGGACAGUCGUCAUGAGGCUGCCAUGGAGAGGUUCAACUCCGACGCCGUGUAUCGCGCUCUGCACGUCACCGUCGCGCGGCUCUUUGCCGAGCAGCUUCGCUCGGAUCUGGCAGCCCUUCGACAUCCCGAUCCAAGAGCGAGGAAGAACAUCUCGCUCUGUGCAAAGUGGGCUCCCUCGCACGGCAACUUUCACGACAGACACACCUCCAUCAUCAGCUCCAUUGCCGAAAUCAUGUAUCCCCGGGAAUCUCUCGGCAGCGCCGUCUCCGACCCAGACGUCGGCAGGGAGGUCUAUCUCCGGUAUGCGCGGGAGCAGUACCGCAAGGACGUGUCUGCGCUGAGGCAGCAUCUAGAGGUUGUCGAGCGGGAUAUCAGCGCUGAGGCGUUUGACAAGAUCAAGUAUGACCGCGUGCCGUCUCUUGCGAUGAAGAACUACGCCAAGUUGUUUAUCAGAAAGGAUCUGGACCGGUUUAAGGAGUAUCUUGGCAGGGUUGGUGAAGGAAAGGCCAACAUCUCGGGAGCGGUCCUCCUGCCUUCGGCCAUGGUGCGCACCGCGUCGGGAAACAUCCCCGACACAUCAACGUUGGCAUUCCGCCGUCCGCAGGAUCUGAUCGACGCCAAGAUCAGGGAAAUCGAGGUCAAGGUCGUCGACGCCCAGUGGAAGACGCUCGUCCAGCGCAUCAAGGACUCGGGCACCCUGUCGUCGUGCAUCGCGGUGUGCGACGUCUCCGGAAGCAUGUACGACCCCAGGUUCAAGGACAGGACGGCGCCGGUGCACUCGGCGGUGGGAUUGUCGCUGCUGGUGGCGGAGGUGACGGAGCCGCCGUUUGGGGGCCGCUUCAUCACCUUUUCCCUGAAGCCGCAGAUGCAGGCCAUCGAUGCGGGUCAGACGUUUACCGAAAAGGUGAGAAGCAUGAUGAGUGCGGAUUGGGGCAUGAAUACGAACUUUGUGGCUGUCUUUGAGGACCUGAUUCUGCCGACGGCGGUGGAAAAGGGGCUGAAGAAGGAGGAGAUGCUGAAGCGCGUGUUUGUGUUUAGCGAUAUGCAGUUUGACCAGGCGGAGAAGGGAUACCAUGGCGCGAGCGGGAAGACGACGUGGGCUUCUUCGUACGAGAGGAUCAAGCAGAAGUACGAGGAGCACGGGUACGAGAUGCCGGAGCUGGUGUUUUGGAACCUCGCAGGUGGGCGGGCGGGUUAUGGCGGUGGUGGUGGUGGUGGACGAGGGGAUGAGGUUGCGCCGAAGCCGGUGCUUGCGGGGGAGAAGGGAACGGCGCUGGUGAGCGGGUAUUCGCAGGGAAUGUUGAAGGUUGUGGAGGGGGAUUUGGUGGAGGUUGCUGCGCCUGGGGAGGCGAAGAAGAGGAAGAAGGAUCCUUUGGCGGUGGUGCAGAAGGCGGUUUCGCACAAGGCGUACGAUAUGUUGCGAGUGUUGGAUUAG
Messenger RNA from Trichoderma citrinoviride, 2253 nucleotides. RefSeq lists its product as hypothetical. The transcript is spliced from 3 exons. The record is from RefSeq and is a predicted model, not a curated record. Lineage: Eukaryota; Fungi; Ascomycota; Sordariomycetes; Hypocreales; Hypocreaceae. Bases 1 to 2253 code for a protein of 750 amino acids.